Molecule: messenger RNA, 2372 nt
Organism: Tarenaya hassleriana
Lineage: Eukaryota; Viridiplantae; Streptophyta; Magnoliopsida; Brassicales; Cleomaceae
Exons: 8
Coding region: 629-2131 (500 amino acids)
Cellular component (GO): chloroplast; cytoplasm
Source: RefSeq, a predicted model, not a curated record
UAAAUUGAAUUCAUUGUCAUGUCAUCCGAAUUUUUUGAUUCGAUAUGUAAUUAAUGAUGCUUUAAUAGCUGGAGAGGGAGAGGGAGGUGCUCUGAUCAAUUUGUCUGGAUUUCAAGUUUCGGAAAAAGUUCAAAACUUUUAGAAAUUUUAGAUUCUGGAAGAUACCCUCUUAGCGACAAGCUGAAACAUUCGUUGGAGUUGGAAAAAAGGGGGAGAGAUUUCUCGGGAAAGUUUCGUUUUUUUUUUUCUCGGGAAAAAGAAAGGAGGGCCGGUUAUAGCAGGCUUUGACGGUUGUCUUUGUUGGCCAUUUGUCUUGUAAUUUAAUUUCCUUCUGUUCUCACCGCUUCUCCCUCGUGAUCCCUCGCUCCUCGUUUCUCUUCCCUUUCUCUCUGGUUAAUUUUCUUCGAAGCUUCGCCCUAUAUUUCAGAUUUACUGGAUCAGUUUCGAAGAUUCUAACCUUUGAACGAUCCAACGAAGCUGUUUUCGGAUCCUCCGAUUCGCUUUUGUCGGCAAUUUCUUUGUGCAUUUGAAGAAAUCCAACGGGAAUCGAUACACGCAGGACCGCGAUUUCUAGGUUUCGUUUUGUUUUUGUCUCCCAUGAAGAGGCGAUGAGGUUCGCCGGAGAGAAAUGGAGAUUAGAUCGGAGAGUAGUAAUCACUCGCGGAGCGACAAGGGUACGGCUUCGGCUCCGACAAUACCCAAGCCUCGCUUGCAAGUUUGGUUCGUGAGGGUCUGCUUUAGCAUUUUGGUAUGGACUUGCUUGGUUCAGCUCUUCGCGGCCGGCGAGCUCUGGCAUUCUCGGAUCUUCACCGGUCUUAGCAAUCAGAUUUCCAGAUUUUCCCGCCCAAUCGAGCCGGUCCGAUCGCCGCCUCCUCUCCCUCCUGCAAGAAAUUAUACAAGCAACGGUUUUCUUCGAGUAUCCUGUAAUGGUGGAUUGAAUCAAAUGCGAGCUGCGAUUUGUGACAUGGUGGCAGUUGCGCGAUUAUUGAACUUAACUCUUGUUGUUCCAGAGCUAGAUAAGGCAUCUUUCUGGGCUGAUCCAAGUGAUUUCGAGGAUAUUUUCGAUGUGAGACAUUUCAUUGAUUCGUUAAGAGAUGAAGUUCGGAUGGUUAGGAGGCUGCCGAAGCGGUAUGGCAGGAAAUUUGGAUACCGACCAUUUGAAAUGCCGCCUGUGAGCUGGUCUGAUGACAAAUAUUACUUGCAGCAGGUCCUACCCCUUUUCAGCAAACAUAAAGUUGUGCACUUCAACAGGACGGAUGCCCGGUUGGCGAACAAUGGUCUUCCCCUUGAGCUCCAGAGGCUCAGGUGCCGGGUGAACUUCCAGGGACUGAAAUUCACACCGCGGAUUGAGGCAUUGGGAUCUAAGCUGGUCAGCGUUCUCCAACAAAGGGGACCAUUUGUAGCUUUGCAUCUGAGAUACGAGAUGGACAUGUUGGCUUUCUCGGGCUGCACUCAUGGCUGCACUGAGGAAGAGGCUGAAGAACUAAAAAAAAUGAGGUAUGCAUAUCCAUGGUGGAGAGAAAAAGAGAUAGUUUCAGAGGAGAGGAGAGCGCAAGGGCUGUGUCCUUUGACUCCAGAGGAAGCAGCUUUGGCUCUCAAAGCAUUGGGUUUCCAAAAGGAUAUCCAAAUCUACAUUGCAGCUGGCGAAAUUUACGGGAGUGAGAGGAGAUUGGCCGUUCUAAGGGAAGCAUUUCCGAGAAUUGUGAAAAAGGAAAUGCUUUUAGGGCCAGCAGAGUUGCAACAGUUUCAGAACCAUUCAUCCCAAAUGGCCGCCCUGGAUUUCAUUGUAUCGGUGGCUAGUAAUACGUUUAUUCCAACGUACUAUGGGAACAUGGCAAAACUCGUGGAAGGUCAUCGAAGAUAUCUCGGCUUCAAGAAGACGAUCCUCCUUGACCGCAAGAGGCUCGUGGGGCUUAUAGAUUUGCAUCAGAACAAGACUCUCUCAUGGGAUCAGUUUGCAGAAGCUGUAAGGGAAGCCCACGAGGGACGGAUGGGAGAACCAACACAUCGGAGAGUAAUAUCCGACAAACCCAAGGAGGAAGACUACUUCUAUGCCAACCCUCAAGAAUGCCUCUGUGAAGGCACAACUUGCCAUGAUUUGUUUGGAAGUCAGGCCAAUUCCAGUUUGUGACAGUGAAAAUCCAGUUUUCUGCAUACUAAUCGGAGCGUUGCUUCCAUAAGAGGAGGCUAUAUAGCGGUAUUGCCAAAACACUAGAGAGGGAUCUUCUCUCUGAGUUUUUUUUUUCUUUCUUUGUUCAUAAAUUUCUUCAGUUUUCCUUGGUCUUGAUUAUCAUUUCCUACAUAAGUUAAAUAGAUGUAACCCAAGAAAGAGGCUGUCUUUCAACAAUGGCCUAAGUAACAGAUUGUAACAG